This is a messenger RNA of Selaginella moellendorffii, 2754 nucleotides long. Its product is annotated as type I inositol polyphosphate 5-phosphatase 8. The record is from RefSeq and is a predicted model, not a curated record. Gene Ontology annotation, biological process: phosphatidylinositol dephosphorylation. Bases 772 to 2622 code for a protein of 616 amino acids. Lineage: Eukaryota; Viridiplantae; Streptophyta; Lycopodiopsida; Selaginellales; Selaginellaceae. The transcript is spliced from 11 exons. Gene Ontology annotation, molecular function: phosphatidylinositol-4,5-bisphosphate 5-phosphatase activity; phosphatidylinositol-3,4,5-trisphosphate 5-phosphatase activity; inositol-polyphosphate 5-phosphatase activity.
UCUAUCUUAAGACCUUGUAGUUCAUCCAUAGCAUAGUGGCAAGGAAAAAAAUUUGACUCGCUCUCAAUCCAGAGCCCCAGAGCCCACUACACAGGAUCUCUCCAAUCUGUGAUUGAUGCCACCAUGCUUAGAUCAUAGCCAGGGACCCAUCUUGGGUUUUCUCCAAUUUUUCUGAUCGAUCUUCUCUAGCAGUAAGCGCGAGAGGAGAGGGAGAGAGGGAGAGAGAGAGAGAGAUAGAGCUGUUUAGUUACAAGCCAAAGAUCCUAGCAUGUAGCUUACAGCAAAUAGGAUGGACGAAAGGAAUGGAUUUGUGGCUCGAUUGUGGAGGAGCUCCAAGCGUGACGUUGGUAUUUGGGUUCUUGUGGCACGGCGGCGAGCGAGAUCAGCAAAUCAGAUUCCAAGCCGGCAUUGCUCGAUACUUGCAUUGUUUCCUUUGCUCCUCCCUCUUUUUUACUAGCAAGAUCAUCGCUAGCGACACACACACGCCCAACUAUUUCUUUCUCGUCCCCUCUCUCUCAUUUCCUCCCCUGCUUCUUUUUUUUCCUUCGUGUCUUGGUGGUCGGCUUGCUUCGCUGCCUUAAAGAAUCCCACUCGAUCGACACGGAGUUUGGAGCGAUUUCGUCGCAGGGAAUCUCGAUCGUUUCAGGGAGAAGGAAAAAAAUUGGUUUUUUAGUGUCUAGGUAGCGUGAGAAAGAAACGAAAAGAGGAAAAAUGGGGAAAAUUGGGUCGUUUUUUCGGUAGAAGAAGCUCACGACUUUUGGAAGAAAAAAAAUGGCUCAAAGAACAAAUGCGAAGGGUCCGGAGUUUUUCUGGCCCCGACAAGUUCUUCGCAAGCUGCUCAAGUUGAAGCCCGCGUCGGACGGGUUCAAUGCGGACGAUCACGACGAAGACGACGACGACGACGACAUGGAAAGCAGCGGCGAUGGCACCUUGUCGUCCGAUUCGAGUGAGCACGAGGUGGAGCUCAAGCCUGCAAAUCGAACGCGAAGUUUGCCCCCGCUGUAUCCAACGACAGAUCGACCGAAGCAAACACCGUCUCCAACUGUGGCUCUUGCGCGAGGACAGUCCGAGACGCUGUGGACGCAGCUUGUCGACACUCUCGACUACCGGAUACAUGUUGGGAGCUGGAAUGUAGCUGGGAAGUCUCCAAACCCCGACUUAGAUCUUCGAAAGUGGCUGGACGUCGAUCAACCCGUGGAUAUGUACGUGAUCGGAUUUCAAGAGGUCGUUCCUUUGAAUGCCGGCAACGUCCUGGUAGCCGCCGACAACAGCCCCGUGGCAAAGUGGGAGUCGCUCAUCCGCAAGACUCUCAAUGGCGAUCGGCGAAGAACAAAGAGCUGUCCAGCCUCUCCAGCCGCUGUUCAUCCCGGCGACGACACCAUCGAAACUUUCUCCUCGCUGCUCUCAUCAUCGUCGUCGUCAUCGGAAGAACAAUCUCGCCAGUGCGGUGCAUCGCCAACUAUUUCCUCCUCGUCUUCUUCCGGAGACUCCGAUGGAAGACAAAAGAGCAAACUUUCAACUCGAGGAGGAGGAGGAGGAUUCCACCGGAGGAGCCGGAGUGCCUCGGACCAUAACUUUCUCAACACCUGGACACCGAGUAUCCCGCGCUCUAGCUCCGACGCCACACUCAUCAAGUUUGCGGAUUUGCCGUGUCCAAGCCACGACGCGAUCUCCCCGACCAUCUCGGCUUGUCUCUCGGACAACACGACGAUGGCUUCUCCCGGAAACUCGGAGAACUACGUCCGGAUCGUGAGCAAGCAAAUGGUGGGAGUGUAUGUCAGCAUAUGGAUCCGCAAGAACCUUCGCAGGCACGUCCACGGACUCAAAGUUUGCUGCGUUGGCUGUGGACUCAUGGGAUACUGUGGAAACAAAGGCUCCGUUGCUGUCAGUAUGUUGCUCCACCAGACGAGCUUUUGCUUCGUUUGCACGCAUUUGACAUCGGGUGACAGGGAAGGUGACGAGCUACGACGAAAUGGCGACGUUGCCGAGAUUCUCCGGCGGACGGCGUUUAAUCGAUCCAGCAAGGCCGGCUCGUCUAGCUCGGAUCUUCCCGAGACAAUCCUCCAGCACGAUCGUGUGGUUUGGCUGGGCGACUUGAACUAUCGUCUUGCGCUCAGUGAUUCCGAGACGCGAGCUUUGGUUGCGAGAGGUGACUGGCAAAGAUUGCUCGCUAGAGACCAGCUUAAGAUGGAGCAAACUGCCGGUCGUGUCUUCGAUGGCUGGCAAGAAGGAGGGAUCUACUUUGCCCCCACUUACAAGUACGUGAAGAACACGGACUGCUACUUUGGAGUGAACUCUAAACCCGGAGAGAAGCGUCGAACACCAUCUUGGUGUGACAGGAUACUGUAUCGCGGCCGCGGCCUCAAGCAAAUUAGCUACGCUCGAGCCGAGCACCAGUUCUCAGAUCACAGGCCUGUCAAGUCCGCGUUCCUGGCCGAGGUGGAAGUUUUCAGCAAUCGCAAGAUGAAAACGGUGGCUAGGGUCACCAAAUCCUCGCAGCUCAAAUCCUGCAACGAAGAGUUCGGACGUUCAGCAGCCUUAGGAUUUGGAUCCCAACGCUACGGCCUCGAAAAGUCUCGUAAACAACACGAACAAAUAUCAUUUUGCCUCGAAGUCUCGUGAAGAAAAAAUCUAUUAAAACUUUCUUUUUGUACAUCGAUAUGGAGUUAAAAGUGUAUGAAAAAUGUAAAGCUUUCUCUUGAGACAAAAAUCUUCGAUAUAAAUUAAUGUAAAGCUGCAUAUAGUUUUUGUUUU